AUGAGCGACGGGGACGAAGCCGUUAGACGCCGUACCGCUGCGGUGACCGAGUAUCGGAAGAAGCUUCUCCAACAUAAGGAGCUCGAGGCCCGUGUUCGAACAGCUAGAGAGAACUUAAGAGCAUCUAAAAAGGAAUUCAACAAAACCGAGGAUGAUCUGAAGUCUCUUCAAAGUGUUGGUCAGAUCAUUGGAGAAGUGCUUCGACCACUUGAUAAUGAACGAUUGAUUGUCAAAGCAAGCAGCGGUCCUCGGUAUGUGGUGGGCUGCCGUAGCAAAGUGGACAAGGAGAAGCUGACCUCGGGAACUCGAGUUGUUCUGGAUAUGACAACACUAACAAUAAUGCGAGCCCUUCCUCGAGAAGUUGAUCCUGUUGUUUAUAACAUGCUGCAUGAAGACCCAGGCAACAUUAGCUACUCCGCAGUGGGCGGGUUAGGUGAUCAGAUCAGAGAGCUCAGGGAAUCUAUUGAGCUACCUCUCAUGAAUCCCGAACUUUUCCUUAGAGUAGGGAUUAAACCCCCAAAGGGUGUCCUUUUGUAUGGACCUCCCGGUACUGGAAAAACUCUACUAGCUAGGGCUAUCGCCAGCAACAUCGAUGCCAACUUUUUGAAGGUUGUAUCUAGUGCAAUCAUUGACAAAUACAUUGGAGAAAGUGCUAGGCUGAUUCGGGAGAUGUUUAACUAUGCCCGUGACCACCAACCUUGUAUCAUUUUCAUGGAUGAAAUCGAUGCUAUUGGUGGGCGUCGUUUUAGUGAGGGAACAAGCGCUGACCGUGAAAUUCAAAGAACACUCAUGGAGUUGCUCAAUCAGCUUGAUGGGUUUGACAACCUUGGAAAGGUAAAAAUGAUUAUGGCCACGAACAGACCUGAUGUGCUUGAUCCUGCACUUCUCCGUCCGGGUAGAUUAGAUAGAAAGAUUGAGAUCCCUUUGCCAAACGAGCAAUCAAGAAUGGAUAUCCUCAAGAUCCAUGCAGCUGGGAUCGCCAAACAUGGUGAAAUUGAUUACGAGGCUAUAGUCAAACUUGGAGAGGGUUUCAAUGGUGCUGAUCUGCGUAACAUAUGCACUGAGGCUGGAAUGUUUGCAAUCCGAGCAGAGCGGGAUUACGUGAUCCAUGAAGAUUUCAUGAAGGCGGUGAGAAAGCUGAGCGAGGCCAAGAAACUCGAGUCGAGUUCACACUAUAACACUGAUUUUGGAAAAGAAUGA
Arabis nemorensis is the source of this 1200-nucleotide messenger RNA. Lineage: Eukaryota; Viridiplantae; Streptophyta; Magnoliopsida; Brassicales; Brassicaceae. The record is from the annotation of a GenBank genome assembly.